AUGAGCUCAUCGGAUGAAGAUUGGGAUACACAUCACAACGAGGAAAACCAACACAAUACGGGUGAAGUUGAAGUGGAUCAUACUGAUUAUUUUAUAAUAGAUCAAUUGUUUGACUCCAAGGACGAGCUGGAGUUGGAGAUUAUUAAAGAUUUGUCAAAAAGUCCUGUGCCGCCGAAGAAGAUUAUGGCUCACUUGAAACAAAUGGGUUUGGGUCUCAAUGCGUAUAUGAAACAAAUAUACAAUGCAAAGGAUCAUUUCAAAAAAGAUGCUAGGGGUGACCAUACAGUAAUGCAACAUUUGAUUGGGUUGCUCGAGGAGCACAACUAUUACAAGUGGAUUCGUACUGAUGAAACAACACACGAAGUUAUUGAUUUGAUGUGGGCUCACCCUCAGUCUGUCGAAUUGCUCAGUAAGUUUCCGUACGUUAUACUACUUGACAGUACUUACAAAACCAAUCAAUACAAAAUGCCUUUGUUGUAA
This is a messenger RNA of Erythranthe guttata (spotted monkey flower), 480 nucleotides long. NCBI's taxonomy places the organism in Eukaryota, Viridiplantae, Streptophyta, Magnoliopsida, Lamiales, Phrymaceae. The record is from RefSeq and is a predicted model, not a curated record.